AUGAAGCCUCUGCAAACUAACCCGACCAAAUGGGAAAAGCUCGCCCGCGAUUGUCCGACCUGGAGGAGAACAGUGCAGACGGGCGCUGCUAACUACGAAGCCAACCGCAUCGCCGCCGCCAAAGUGAAACGCGAAGCACGCAAAUCACAGCUGCGCCCAGUACGCAACGCCGACGCACAUCCGCUACCAACGUGUCCUCGAUGUCAACGGACAUUCCGGGCUCGAAUCCGAAUUGUUGGACAUCUUUGGAUCAACUGUACGUCUCGGACCGCACCAACCGCCGUCCCUCCACCUGACGCAUCCUCGUCCUCUCUGCCGCCAACUACCUCGGACUACUCUACUGUCCCGCAAUCUCUAACCUCCUCCUCCUCCUACUCCUCCUCCUCCACUGCCCCACCGACGGCCGCUCAGGCGGCCGUCACGCACAUCACCAACCCUGACACAACAACCGACAUCACCCUCACUGCCUCCGAAUCCAGCGAUGAGAUUCAGGACUACACCUGCCCUCACUGCGACCGCACAUUCACCUCACACGUCGACCUGAUCGAUCACUUGCGGAUUCAUCGCACAGAGACUGGCGUACCAGUGCAUGGAGCACCAACAUAUACCCACCAAGCUCGACUCAACUGCCCACACUGUCCUCGCACUUUCAGGCAUCACAUGGGCAUAUUCGGCCACAUGCGCAUCCACCAGAGCGGAAUUGACAGCAAUUCCGACACACCGACCACAUCCAACACGUCCACCAUGCCCAGGACAACCCUCACUCCGUCGCCAACAUCACCACCACCGCCUCCUCUGUGA
Spirometra erinaceieuropaei is the source of this 801-nucleotide messenger RNA. The record is from the annotation of a GenBank genome assembly. NCBI's taxonomy places the organism in Eukaryota, Metazoa, Platyhelminthes, Cestoda, Diphyllobothriidea, Diphyllobothriidae.